AUGCUGAGCUCCUUCCUGAGCCCCCAGAAUGGCACCUGGGCAGACACCUUCUCUCUACUCUUGGCUCUUGCUGUUGCCCUCUACUUGGGCUACUAUUGGGCAUGUGUGCUCCAGAGGCCUCGGCUGGUGGCUGGGCUGCAGUUUCUGGCCUUCCUGGAGCGACACCGUUCCAUCACCACAGAGACUUUCUACCCAAUGCUGCGGUGUUUUGAGGGGCGACUACAAAGCAUCUUCCAAGUCUUCCUGCAGUCUCGGCCCCUAGUCCUUUACCAGAGUGAUGUCCUCCAAACACCAGAUGGAGGCCAGCUCCUGCUAGACUGGGCCAAGCAGCCUGAAAGCAGCCAAGACCCUGAUCACACUACCCAGCCCAUUGUGUUGCUGCUUCCUGGCAUCACCGGCAGUAGCCAGGAGACAUAUGUGUUGCAUCUAGUUAACCAAGCUCUGAGGGAUGGCUACCAGGCUGUUGUGUUUAACAACCGGGGCUGCCGUGGGGAGGCACUGCAGACCCACAGGGCUUUUUGUGCCAGUAAUACUGAAGAUCUACAGACAGUCAUGAACCACAUAAAGCAUCGCUUUCCCCGAGCUCCACGGCUGGCCGUGGGCACCUCUUUUGGAGGGAUACGGGUGCUGAAUUAUCUGGCACAGGCCGGGCAGGCUGCAGGGAUGGUGGCAGCACUGACGUCUGCAUGCUGGGAUUCCUUUGAGACCACCCAUUCCCUGGAAUCCCCACUCAACCUGCUGCUCUUCAAUCAGCCCCUCACUGCUGGGCUCUGCCGACUUGUGCAGCGAAACAGAAAGGUGAUUGAAAAGGUGGUGGACAUAGACUUUGUGCUACAGGCCCGCACAAUCCACGAGUUUGAUGAGCGCUACACAUCUGUGGCCUUUGGAUAUCAAGACUACUGUGUUACCUACUACAAAGCAGCGAGCCCAAGAACCAAGGUAGAUGCCAUCCAGCUCCCUGUGCUCUGUCUCAAUGCAGCCGAUGACCCCUUCUCCCCGGUCCAUGCCCUUCCCAUACAGGAUGCCCAACACUCCCCCUACAUUGCGCUGCUCAUCACAGCCCGUGGUGGCCACACUGGCUUCUUGGAAGGGCUGCUCCCCUGGCAGCACUGCUAUAUGAGCCGCCUCUUGCAUGAAUACACCAGAGCCAUCUUCCAGCACCCAGAGGGGCUGCCUGACCUCAGGACUCUCUCACCUUCUGAGAACAGAAACAGCUGA
Messenger RNA from Saimiri boliviensis boliviensis (Bolivian squirrel monkey), 1218 nucleotides. It is a transcript of the gene ABHD1, whose product is annotated as abhydrolase domain containing 1. Gene Ontology annotation, biological process: medium-chain fatty acid catabolic process; medium-chain fatty acid biosynthetic process. NCBI's taxonomy places the organism in Eukaryota, Metazoa, Chordata, Mammalia, Primates, Cebidae. Gene Ontology annotation, molecular function: acetylesterase activity; monoacylglycerol lipase activity. The record is from RefSeq and is a predicted model, not a curated record.